GAUUUAGACCAACCAGAGAUGGAAACCCCCAUAAUGUCUAAUCCAAAUAAUUGGGUGAAAAAAUUCGCUUAUUUGUACAAUAUUUUAAAGGAUGAAAAAUUCAAUAAACGAACUAAUAAUGAUUCUCUAGAAUUAUAUUAUCAAGUCAGAGAAUUAUUAGCUAAAAGAGAAUGGAGUAAUUCAGCUAUGAAUGAAUUAAACCUCUACUUUAACGAUAGCAGAAAAAAAUUAAUAAGCCAAAUAGCAAAAAGAGUCUUUCUUCUUUUCAAUACUCGCGAUCAAAGUGCAAUUCAAGCCGUUUAG
Molecule: messenger RNA, 303 nt
Organism: Racocetra persica
Lineage: Eukaryota; Fungi; Glomeromycota; Glomeromycetes; Diversisporales; Gigasporaceae
Source: the annotation of a GenBank genome assembly